Schistocerca gregaria is the source of this 615-nucleotide messenger RNA. RefSeq lists its product as uncharacterized. The transcript has a single exon. NCBI's taxonomy places the organism in Eukaryota, Metazoa, Arthropoda, Insecta, Orthoptera, Acrididae. The record is from RefSeq and is a predicted model, not a curated record. Bases 1 to 615 code for a protein of 204 amino acids.
AUGCACAUCAAGUUCAGACGUAAGGCGGUGCUGUCGUCAAGGCACAACAGGUUCAGACGUGAGGCAGUGCUGUCGGCAAGGCACAUAAGGUUCAGACGUGAGGCAGUGCUGUCAGCAUGUCGGAUCAAGUGCACUCAAAGCCAGUGCGUUCGGCCAGGCCCAUCUAGUGCAGACAUGAAGCAGUGCGUUCACCCAGGCCCAACAAUUGCAGACGAGAGGCAGUGCGAUCGGCCAGGCCCACCAAGUGCAGACGAGAGACAGUGCGUUCGGCCAGGCCCACCAAGUGCAGACGAGUGGCAGUGCGUUUGGCCGGGACCACCAAGUGCAGACGAAAGGCAGUGCGUUCGGCCGGUCCCACCAAGUGCAGACGAGAGGCAGUGCGUUCGGCAGGGCCCACCAAGUGCAGACGAGAGGCAGUGCGUUCGGCCGUCCCCACCAAGUGCAGACGAGAGGCAGUGCGUUCACCCAGUCGCAACAAGCGCAGAUGAGAGGCAGUGCGUUCGGCCAGGCCCACCAAGUGCAGACGAGAGGCAGUGCGUUCGGCCAGCUCCACCAAGUGCAGACGUGAGGAAGUGCGUUCGGCAAUGCCCACCAAGUGCAGUCGGGAGGCAGUGA